AUGAUCUGUCUCCUGCGUUAUGACGAGGCCCUCCGGAUCACUUGGGCAGAUAUAACUUUUCAAGUCAAGGACAACGUGAUCGAAGACAAUUGGCUCGACAUAUCCACAGAUCUAUUUCUUCAGGACACAACCACAUUCCGACCCGCUGACUUCCGUGUGAAACUCGAGCUGCCAUUCAGAAAAACGCAUCAAUAUGGAGGCAUAGCACUGUUCUAUAUAUAUCCUGACGAGGAGUGUCCGUGGAUGUGCUUGGUGCGGAUGUUUGCAGUUUGGUGGGUAUUGGCAAGGGAAAGGUGCGAGAACCUUGAUGGCUUCAUUUUUCAGAAGAAAAUCGGUACCGACAGUAUUAGCGUGAAUCCCACAGACGGCAUGACCUCUGAUGCGUUCCUCGAGUGUUUUCGCAAUAACCUCCUGGAUAUUGGCGUGGAUCCACAUCCUUAUGGCACUCACUCCUUUCGGCGGGGCGGGUGUCAGUUUUUAUACAAGGUAUGCAGGUGGGACUUUCGGGACAUAUGUGACUGGGGAGGAUGGGCCAAAAACUUCGACAAUCCAGGUACCAUCUUUAAAUACCUGCUGUCAUGGAAUGACAAUCCCCGGGAGCAACGGGAGCACUACAUGAAUCCCAACCAGCCCAGGAAGGACCCUUGUCAUACUUGUGGUAGAACUUGUCAUUGUGCUUAA
This is a messenger RNA of Suillus plorans, 681 nucleotides long. RefSeq lists its product as uncharacterized. Gene Ontology annotation, biological process: DNA recombination; DNA integration. Gene Ontology annotation, molecular function: DNA binding. NCBI's taxonomy places the organism in Eukaryota, Fungi, Basidiomycota, Agaricomycetes, Boletales, Suillaceae. The record is from RefSeq and is a predicted model, not a curated record. The transcript is spliced from 3 exons. The coding region runs from base 1 to 681 and encodes 226 amino acids.